Magnusiomyces paraingens is the source of this 2586-nucleotide messenger RNA. RefSeq lists its product as uncharacterized. The record is from RefSeq and is a predicted model, not a curated record. Gene Ontology annotation, biological process: carbohydrate metabolic process. Lineage: Eukaryota; Fungi; Ascomycota; Dipodascomycetes; Dipodascales; Dipodascaceae. The transcript has a single exon. The coding region runs from base 1 to 2586 and encodes 861 amino acids.
AUGAUUCGUCUACAGAAGUUGAUUCCGCGGACGCAAAUUUCAUUGGGAUCUCGGACUUCAUUGCUUCCAACAGCACGCCGCUUUGCAACUUCAUCGUCUCAGAUCCCUACACUCAAAAAUGCUCUUGGAUCCUCCCAAAGCCCUUUUCUUCGGGCGCAAGCUGGGUCGCCUGUGGCCUGGCAGGAAUGGUCCCCAGAAAUUUUGAAUCUGGCAUCUACAUUCAACAGACCUAUUUUUUUGGCAAUUGGCUAUGCAGCAUCUCACUGGUGCCGCGUCAUGAAUCAUGAGUCCUUUUCAGACCCAGCUAUUGCCGACCUCAUCAAUGCAAAUUUUGUACCGGUACGCGUUGACCGCGACGAACGCAGAGAUGUUGACCUUCUCUAUUCUAUGUAUUAUGAGGCAACCACAGGCCAAACUGGAUGGCCGCUGAAUGUCUUUUUGGACCCAAAUUCUCUGGCACCAUUUUUUGGUGGUAUGUACUGGCCGUCUGCCGCAUCCGUGGAGCGUUUGGCAAGCACCAACCCUCAGGUAGCUGCACCAGCUUCCCUUGAGUCUGUGCUUUCUGGUGUGUCCACUACUUGGGCUUCCUCUGGUGACAAAUGUGUAGAAUCUGCAAAUGCUAUAAAGGAACGCCUUCUUGAGCUGUACCGACUGCAAAAUGGUUCUGAGAAAGCUGAUCUUAGCCUCUCUGUUUUUGAGGACGUCUGGAAUCAUUUUGACGAUAGCUUCGACCUAAACUACGGUGGGUUUUCGCAAGCUCCUAAGUUUCUUUGUCCCCACAACCUUUCGUUUAUGCUCAAAUACUCACAUUUGUUGACCCCUCCCCCUGAGGUUAGAGCUCAACAGCCAGAGUGGAAGCAUAAGCACGACCUUGAUGCAAAGGGGAUGGCCAGCUUCACGCUGGAGUCUAUUGGUAAGGGCGCCACCAAAGACCAAAUUGGGCUUGGGUUCCACCAUUAUUCCGUGACAGAUGACUGGAGUCUCCCCCACUUUGAGAAAUUACUUAUUGACCAAGCUCUGAUUCUGUCGGCAUACAUGUACGCUUAUCAGGCUGACCCUCAGAAAAAUGCUUUUUCACUGGAAUAUAUCCGCGACCUUGUGGAUUACAUGUCUACAAGCACUUCGGAAGGUGGACUUUUGACUCCCGAUGGUGGCCUUGUAGCCUCCAUAUUUCCAGACAGCAAACCUAUAGCUGGUGCACACCACCGAGAUGCUGACGAGCUUGCGUCGGCAGCUGCACAGCACAGUUACCCCUUGGUCGAAGGUGCUUAUUAUGUUUGGCAAGCAGACGACUUUUCACGCGCCCUUCCUAAGCGCACAGAGAGCGACCUUGCCGGUGCCUAUUAUAACGUUCGCGAAGGUGGAAAUAUUAAUGAACAAUUCGAUGUGCGUCAUAAACUUGCGUACCAAAAUACGCUCUACCGUAGUAUGGACUUUGAAGAACUGGGGCGCUACUUUGGAAUGCCAGCCUCCCGUGCAGAAAAACAGAUCAAGGAAGCAAACGCCAAACUGCGCAAGUACCGCCGUGAAACGCGCGAUCAUCCAGAAGUUGACCAACGCGCGUUUGCCGGCUGGAAUGGUGCUGCCAUCAAUUCGCUAGCCCAUACCGCCCUGGCCCUGUUGAAAACACCAACUAAAGAAGGUUUGGAGACUGAUGAGCUCGUAUCUCUCGGCCAAAAGGCUCUGGGGACUGCUGAGACUAUUGCCCAGUUUGUUUACGACAAGCUUUUUGAUCCUAAAAAGGCAACGCUUCAGAGAUACUACUUAGACGGUAAGGCUAGUUCGACGCCAGGAAUGAACGAUGAUUACGCAUACAUGAUCCAGGGACUUAUCAGUCUUUACACUGCAACCUUCGACACACGCUACCUUGACUUUGCCAAACGUCUUCAGGAUGCGCAGCUUGUCAACUUUUGGGAUACCGAACGAGGCGCUUUUUUCUAUUCUGAUGCAACAUUAGCCUCAAAUUCGCAUCUGUUCUUGCGCUUCAAGCAGAGCUUCGAUGCUGCUGAACCUAGCAGUAAUGGUGUUUCUGCUGAAAACUUGCUUAAGCUAUCAGGCCUAUUGCAUGACACCUUUUAUUGCAGCAAGGUUGGUGAGAUUGUGGCAUGUUAUGCUAAGGACAUUGCAGCGCAACCAUUUGGUUAUUGCUCAAUGUUGGGCGCUGUUGCCGCACGUCUCCGAGAAACCUCCUCUUCUGGUGCUCUGACCAGUGUCAUUGUAGUGGGCGGUGAAAACGAAUCUGAUCAGGACGACUUAGCGCUACACAAUGUGCGCCAAAAGCUCUAUGACAUUUUUGCUAAAACAGAAACCCCAGGAGCAGAGGUUGAAGAGAAAGCUAUCGAUAAUGCAUCGAGCAAUGAUGCGGUCGUUCGUGUCUCGAGUAUUGUCCCCACUCUCACCAUUCUGCGUUUGCGUUCAAGUGAUGUUGAGCGCUACUUCGAGCCAUAUGGAAAUGCUCUAUAUGGGGCUCUGGCGGACAAAUACAGUACCGGACCAGUCCACUAUAUUGUCUCGCGCAACUUUACACUCACAGACCCUGUUUCUUCUCUAGAAGAUGUUGUUGAGCUUCUUUUUAAAAGUAAAUAA